UACGCCCGACAGGCGCCGCGCCGCCAUCAUGGAUACGAGCCGUGUGCAGCCCAUCAAGCUUGCCAGGGUCACCAAGGUGCUGGGCAGGACCGGUUCGCAGGGACAGUGCACGCAGGUGCGCGUAGAAUUCAUGGAUGACACGAGCCGCUCCAUCAUCCGAAACGUGAAAGGCCCCGUGCGCGAGGGCGACGUGCUCACCCUAUUGGAGUCAGAGCGAGAGGCUCGGAGGCUGCGCUGAACUUGGGACUGGGUCCUGGAUGUCUGGGUCGACCACCUGGCCCACGAGGAUGAUCUGCUGUUAAUAAAGCGUUUAUAUUCUGUGUAAA
Molecule: messenger RNA, 326 nt
Organism: Eubalaena glacialis (North Atlantic right whale)
Lineage: Eukaryota; Metazoa; Chordata; Mammalia; Artiodactyla; Balaenidae
Gene: RPS28
Product: ribosomal protein S28
Exons: 4
Coding region: 29-238 (69 amino acids)
Biological process (GO): maturation of SSU-rRNA; translation; ribosomal small subunit assembly
Cellular component (GO): ribosome; cytosolic small ribosomal subunit
Molecular function (GO): structural constituent of ribosome
Source: RefSeq, a predicted model, not a curated record